This is a messenger RNA of Zootoca vivipara (common lizard), 3308 nucleotides long. RefSeq names its product tRNA splicing ligase complex subunit 1 (gene TSLIG1). NCBI's taxonomy places the organism in Eukaryota, Metazoa, Chordata, Lepidosauria, Squamata, Lacertidae. The record is from RefSeq and is a predicted model, not a curated record. Gene Ontology annotation, biological process: tRNA splicing, via endonucleolytic cleavage and ligation. Gene Ontology annotation, cellular component: tRNA-splicing ligase complex.
UUUAAGCAGGAAGGAGGCCAUCUUUCGCCUGUUCUCUCCUAGGAGGAGGAAGUGAAUUGAAUUUUGCAUGGCAAAAGCAGCAAGCCAUGGCAGAUAACUACCGGGACUACAACUUGACAGAGGACCAGAAAAUCGUUAAGACGAAGUACCCGCCUCUCAAUAAGAAGUAUGAAUAUCUGGAUCAUACUGCUGAUGUGCAGUUGCAUGCCUGGGGAGAUACCUUGGAAGAAGCAUUUGAACAAUGCGCCAUGGCCAUGUUUGGGUACAUGACUGAUACGGAGACGGUUGAACCUCUGGACACAGUAGAGGUGGAAGCAGAGGGCCAUGACAUGCUGUCUCUUCUCUUUCACUUUCUGGAUGAGUGGCUUUAUAAAUUCAGUGCCAAUGAGUUUUUCAUUCCCAGGGAAGUUAAAGUGCUCCACAUUGACCGAAUAAGAUUCAGAGUAAGAUCUAUUGGGUGGGGAGAAGAGUUCUCUUUGCCCAAGCAUCCCCAGGGCACAGAGGUCAAAGCUAUAACCUAUUCAGCAAUGCAGAUUCAUGAGGAUGAAACGCCCGAGGUCUUUGUCAUUAUUGAUAUCUAAACAAAGGGCCACAAAAAACUGCAUCACCCUGGUUUAACUGGCAAAAGUGCUGUACAUCCUAAUCGAAGUGUUUGUCCUCCUGGAAAUGACUCGGCAGAGGGCUAAAUAAACCAAAGUGGUGAGGAGCAUCCAGUUGGAUGUAGCAGCUUGAAUAGAAGACUCCCAAGGAAUGUCCAGCUCCGGCGUGUUACUGAGGCUGAUGCAUCAAGCAGAAAGCAUUGAAAAGAUGGUAUGCAUGUGUUGAUUACUAGCCCAAGCAUGAUCUGGUACUGCAGCCUAUAAUGUGGUUUUAAAAUGCUGGAUUCUAAUUCCUUAUCUAUUCUGGUGGGAGACUAAUAUUCUUUAGUGACAGGAAAUGCAGGGAUUUAAGACUAUUCACUGUCUUCUGUCUUAAUAAUACUACAUCUUCUAUUGCUUCUUUUGUCAUUUAUAGCCCAUUGUAAAAUACCCACCAUAAAAUGCUGCUUUCCUCCAGUGAGAGCUGGAGGUUAGAGCUGUAGUGACUGGUGAGGCACUGUUUCUUGGCUGGCUUCCUAACAGAGGUACCCUUGGCUGGCUUCCUAAGGGUAAGGUGCAGGGAGAUUGGUCUGUUGUGGCACAUGGCAGUGGAUCCAAGCUCCCUAUGCCUCAACCCUCCCCUCUAUGUAAGUGCCAGUGACCUGCUGUGUUGGCAGGGCUGGAGAACCAAGUUACUCCACCUGCACUGUCUCCAUGGGAUGGAGAAGGGAAUUCACGCAUGCUGGGGGAAAGGGAGUCUUGCAGGCGAUGCCACACUCCCAAUGCCUUAGCCACAGUUAAAGAUCAGAGCUAUUAUGUCUCCACUGAAAGGGGAAAGGAAAGGAACAGCAGACACACAUAUUUGACCCCCUCCCCCCUGCAAGGAGCAGCAUUUCUUUUUGACAAUCUAUAUCAGGGGUAGUCAACCUUUUUAUACCUACUGCCCACUAAUGCAUCUUUCUUGAUGGUAAAAUUUUCUUACCGCCCACCAGUGCUCUAUGGAAGGAGGAUUCAACUUGUGCCAUAGAACCCCCUACCGCCCACCUAGAAUCCUGAAACGCCCACUAGUGGGCGGUAGGGACCAGGUUGACAACCCCUGAUCUAUAUGAACAUGCACAUGCAACUUGAAUUGCAGACUUAACACACACACCUUGGGAUUAAAGCAACAGGUCUCAGUCUCUUGUAAGCAGCAUUUGUUUCACGGGGCUUGCAGAGGAGCAUAUUUGUUGGCAGGUGUCUUACAACGGGCCAUCCCUUUGCACCAUGAUACAAAUCCAGCAUUUUUUGUUAGGAGAGGGUACAAAAUAUUUAUAGAAGGCAGCCUUCAUCAACACCCAUCAGUCUCAGCUUGCAGGCUUAGGCUGAUAGGCCUUGUAGUUCAAAACAGCUGCUGGGCAUCAGGCUGAUGAUGGCUGCAUAUAAGAAAAGACGUCAUAAGAGGUGUAGAUAGUGUGGUACUCUGUGUUAAUCUGUGUGUGAUUUCAGUUUUGAUGUGCUCCACUUAGCUCUACAAUUGUGUGAGGUAAUUGGUGUAUUUCUUGGAGUAGGUACUCCAAUUUAUGUAAAUGACAGAAAAGGGAGAAUCUUGGUUUUAAUUUAAAAUAACUUUUAAAAAAACAUAAAAAUAAAAUCCGUUUUACAAAACUUGUGUUCAUACUUGUGUGCUUAUAGUAGUUUUAUUGGUUGGCAAUAUUAUUGCAUUAGACCUGCAGGUGUAGGGUGGAAUACAAAUUUAAUAAAUAAUAACAAUAAAUAAUGGUGACAUGGCUAGCUGGGCUCCUGAACAGGAGCACUCUGGGCUGCAACAUUAUCUUCAAGGUCCCACAGACCACCACUACCCCCCCCCCCAAAAAAAAUCACACACUCACACCCCUUUCCGAUUGGGUUCAAUUGACAUCCAUGUUUUAUUGCAAAGGCUUCGUGUAUAACUAAUAGCCGCUGAUUUGGGGCAUGUCCUUUGCCAUUUCAGCUGCACGCCCCCAGGGUGAGCUUGUCAAAGAGGUGCUCUCCCAAGCCAUCCUGGGGCACUCCCAGGCGCCUCAAGUUAGAUAGAUGGUCUGCCAACUGCUUGAUGGCCUUCACUUGUUCCUCCAAAAACUCAGACUUUAGAAAGUGACACAGCUGCACAGAGAAGGCAAGCAAGGGAGGGAGAAGAAUUGCUCAGGGCUUGCGCUUCCUUUUUCUUUUGAAACAGUCACUGGUGGUGAGUCCCAGCCCAGAUCAUCCUCACACCUGGGAUCUGCUAGCUCAGAAAAAAAUAGAUUUUGAAUGCUCAAGGGCUUUGAUACUAGAUAAGACGAGCGCUGUGAGAUCACAUGAAAGUGAUCUUGUGUAUUAUCAUAGUGUGGCUGGGAAAGGCUUCUGCCUGAGCUAUCAUUGGCUCAAGCCAAUGUUUGAGAAUAUGAAAUAGUCUUUCCAAGGGGCUACCUGUCUCUAAAUGUUGGGCCAACUCCUGGUCUGCAUGUUUUGUUUAGAGAUUCUAGUGUAGCCUUCCCCAACCUGGUGCCCUCCAGUUGGUUUGGGCUGCAACUCCCAUCAGCCCGGACUCGCAUGGCAAUGCUGGCUGGAGGAAGUUGUACUACAAAAAUCCAGAGGGCACCAGGUGACUAGAAUGAGCUUUUCAGUGCCUUCUCAGGGUCCUCCAUUCUCCCCAAAUGUCUACCCAUUUAUUUAUUUUAAUUUUGCUCACUAACCACAGGUGACAUACAUGAGGAUCCUCCUUCUCCAGAG